Musa acuminata subsp. malaccensis (wild Malaysian banana) is the source of this 645-nucleotide messenger RNA. RefSeq names its product large ribosomal subunit protein eL34. Lineage: Eukaryota; Viridiplantae; Streptophyta; Magnoliopsida; Zingiberales; Musaceae. Gene Ontology annotation, cellular component: cytosolic large ribosomal subunit; ribosome. Gene Ontology annotation, biological process: ribosome biogenesis; translation. The record is from RefSeq and is a predicted model, not a curated record. Gene Ontology annotation, molecular function: structural constituent of ribosome.
UUUAACGAUGCACCCGACCAUCGCCGCUCGGCUCCUUCGGGUUCUGCUUCGCCUUCGGCUUCAGAGAAGAGGCGGUGGAGCGCGAUCGUGAGGCGAGAUGGUGCAACGCUUGACGUACAGGAAGCGGCAUGGCUACGCCACCAAGUCGAAUCAGACUAGGGUGGUCAAAACCCCAGGUGGGAAGCUUGUAUACCAGUACACGAACAAGAGAGCAAGCGGGCCGAUUUGCCCUGUGACCGGCAAGAGAAUCCAAGGGAUACCUCACUUAAGACCUGCUGAGUACAAGAGGUCUAGAUUGGCCAGAAGCCAGAGGACUGUGAAUCGUGCUUAUGGUGGCGUGCUAGCCGGAAGUGCUGUGAAGGAAAGGAUUAUUCGAGCCUUUUUAGUUGAAGAGCAGAAGAUUGUGAAGAAGGUUUUGAAGAUCCAGAAGGCCAAGGAGAAGCAAGCCUCGAAGAGUUAAAGGCAUGAUACCGGUGCGGAAGGGUGAUGUUCCAUAUUACUAUUGGUCUGUUCAUUAGAAUUGUUGGAACUGUCUGUUCCUUUUGUCUGCUUAGAUAUGGAUGUACUCUGUUUUUGAAUCAUAUUUCGUGAUGGUGGAUCAUUUUUUUUAAUAUCUUAUUUUGGAUAAAUUUGAUUAGUUUGAGA